CAGGGCCUGAUCUCGAAUGGAAGGAAUGUCUGACUGAGAAUCCCACAAAAUAAAAAGAAAAUAUAACACCAAACUACUUUGGUGGACUAAAAUUUUUUUAUCAAAUAUGCUGUGAACAGAUAAUUGCAGGUUUUAAAUUUAGGGAGACCUGAAUGAUUUGCAUUCUCUUCCAGCAGCCAAGUGGUUACAUCAUGAUAUGCUUGCUUUUUUUUUUUUUUUUUACCAAACAUCCAACCCCUUUUCUCCCUCUCAUUUAUAGAAGCCAGCAAACUAUUUACAGAAUGCAGACUGCUCUGUAGGGUAUUCUGUCUUGUUACUGUAACAAUACACAAUGGCAGACAAGGGUGGAAUAAACAAAGAAGUCUUAAAAAUUCUGGAAGUGGCUCAGGGAAAAUCACAGGACGAGCUGCUUUUUACUUACAAAGGAGUGCUAUUCCCUUCUAGUACUUGCAGUAAUGAGACAUUUGAGGCUAUGGAAUCGUUUGAGGCCAGAGAGGAUGAUGUGAUGUUGACGGCUUACCCUAAAUGUGGAUCGAAUUGGGCUGUGCAUUUGCUAAAAGACAUGAUACAUGCGACUUAUAAUAAAACUCCACCAGGAGUGAUCCCACUGCUAGAGUUUGGAGCUCCCAACAAAUUUGAGAAACUGAAGGAAGAGUCUUCACCUAGACUAAUAGCAACACAUUUAAAUUAUGAUCUAAUACCCAAAUCUUGCUUCAAAAAGAAGACAAAGAUGCUGGUUGUGUUUCGCAAUCCCAAAGACACAGCUGUGUCACUUUUUCAUUUCUAUAACAACAACCCAAUGCUUCCCAACUAUAGUUCAUUUGAUAAUUUUUUUCCAGAUUUUUUAAGUGGAAAAGUUAUGUAUGGGUCAUAUUUUGAUCAUGCUGUUGAAUGGAACAAGUACAUUGAUGAAAGCAGAGUUUUAUUGCUGACAUUUGAACAGAUGAAAGCGGACUUGGAAGUCUCAAUAAAGAAGAUUGCAGAGUUCUUUGGGUUCCCUCUGACUGAGGAGCAGGUUAAAAAUAUAGCCAAUGGAGCCUCAUUCAAGUCCAUGAAGGAGAAAUCAGGAGAAACUCACGGGAAAUUUGGACCAGUUAUUUUCAGGAAAGGUGAUGUGGGAGACUGGAAACAAUACUUCUCAGAAGAUCAGAACCAGCAAAUUGAUGCAAAAUUUGAAGAGUGCUUAGCAGGAACAAAACUAGGAGAAUUGCUGCAGUAUAACAUACAUUGCAAAUAAUACACGCAAAAAUAUGAACUGAAAAUAAUCAAUAAACAUUUAUCCAUCUUUAAAUUA
Pelobates fuscus (common spadefoot toad) is the source of this 1294-nucleotide messenger RNA. RefSeq names its product sulfotransferase 6B1-like. Gene Ontology annotation, biological process: sulfation. The transcript has 7 exons. Gene Ontology annotation, molecular function: sulfotransferase activity. The record is from RefSeq and is a predicted model, not a curated record. NCBI's taxonomy places the organism in Eukaryota, Metazoa, Chordata, Amphibia, Anura, Pelobatidae. The coding region runs from base 332 to 1237 and encodes 301 amino acids. Gene Ontology annotation, cellular component: cytoplasm.